CAAUCCUGGACGUCCAUUCCCUCCCUCCCUCUCCUCCUCCCCCACCACCACCACUAGACCAAGCACAGGAAACGGCACAUUUUUCUAUCCAAAGUAAAAUCCAACCCAUUUCUCUGCCUCCCAAGCUCCAGCUUUCCUCUCCCCUCCCCUCCGCUUCCUCAGCUGGAGUCCAGACGCUCUCCCCAACAUCUGCCACGUAGCGAGCGAGCGACGCAGGCACAAGGAACCCCUCGUCCAUCCAUACAUCCCUCAUCCUCCAUACAUCCCUCCUCUUCCAAUCGUCCCUCGUCCAUCCAGCCCCUCGUCCAUCCAUACAUCCCCCAUCCUCCAUACAUCCAUCACUCCUCCAUACAUCCAUCCCCCCUCGUCCAUACAUCCCCCUCUUCCAUCCAUCCCCCUCGUCCAUACAUCCAUCCAUCCCUCCCUCCUCUUCCAUCCAUCCCUCCCUCCUCUUCCAUCCAUCUCCCUCGUCCAUACAUCCCUCAUCAUCCAUACAUCCAUCACUCCUUAUCCAUACAUCCAUCCCCCCUCGUCCAUACAUCCCCCCCUAGCCCCCCCCCCGUUCUCUCUGUGGUCCGAAGGGCAGCAGAGUCGCCUCCAGCCCAAGCGACUCGUGGCCCCGGCCGCUGAAGACUGGACUCGAACCCAGGAACUCGGUGGACGUCUUGUGAACAUUCGCCCGCGGUGAACGAGCAGCAGCGUCGCCAACAAAGAGUUCCCCGCCCGCCCUACAACAUGAUGGUUCUCAAGUCUAAGCUGAGCGCCCUGGUGUUCGGGAAGGAUCAAGAGGUCGCGCCCCUCACCAGCGACUCGGAGGCCAUCGAGCUCGCCCCCACGGCGCCCCUCGUCCCACCGCCCUCGCAUCCCGGACACGCGGUCACGUACCUGGGCAAGGUGCGCCUGUUCCCCGCGCCCGCCCUGGGCCCCGGCUGCACCGACGGCGCCGUCCAGGAGAUGUGGGCCCUGAAGGCCGAGGAGCCCAACCUCGCUCGCCCUGCACGCCUCGAGAUCCGGCCCUUUCACAUCCGCAUGCACGUGCAGCUGCCGCCCUCUCACACCACCUCCACCACCACCACCUCCUCCACGUCUUGCGAGCGGGCAAAGCUGGCCGGUGAGGAGGACCCGGAGGACGAUGACGAGAACGAAGAGGAGGAUGAGAACGACGACGACGACGAGGAGGAGGAGGGCGGCGUGGCGACGGCGGCCGUGCGUGCGCAGCGGCUGCUGUGGCGCAAGAAGCGGCACAGCGGUGGCAAAGGAGGAGGAGCGGCGGAACAGCGGCGGAGACGGCGCCGUCAGCGGAGGCAGCCGCGGGAGGGGGGCGGCUGGCGCACGGACUCGUUCGACGUGGCACGCGUCGCGUUCUGCUCAGCCGAGCACCGCGCCAGCGGCCUGGUCUUCGCGUGGCUCUACCGGGAGCACCACGGCGGCGGGGGCGGCAACGGCGCGGGGGACGGCACGGCGCCGGCGCUGUCGUGCCACGCCGUCGAGUGCCAGAGCGCCGAGCAGGCCAAGCGGCUGGCGCACACCAUGAUGGAGGCGUUCACGCGCACCCUGUGCGGGAUGCGCGGCGGCGGCGGCGGUGGCGGCGGCAAGGACUGUGGCGCCGCGACGACGGCGCCGGCGGCGGCGAGCACCGCCGCGGGAGAGGGCUGGCAGGUCGCCACGGCAACUGCGGGAGUCGUCGUCGGAGGAGGAGCGGAGGACCUCAAGGUCUCCGUGGACACGGGCAGCGGCUGCUUCGGAGUGAGACCUUGAGGGGGGGUGCGAGGGGAUUCGUCCGUCGUCGAGGCGACCGCGACGUGGGCCUUGCCGGGAAGCCACCGAUCAAGCUGUGCUGGACGCGUUCAGUCAACUCUCGCUUAUCCUGACGACGCCGUCGCCUUUCCCCACUGCUGCCCUCCCAGUCGCUUCGCUCGCCGGCCCUCGACGAGUGAGGAGCGAAACUCCCCUGAGCUGUCAAGCCGAUCUGCCGUGUGAGGAAAAGAGAUUUUAUUUAUUUUUUAUGGGACGCACGGCUAACCCCGGGGCUCCGGGAUGGGGGGAAUAAUCGACGGUUGACUGCGCUCAGAGUUCUGUGUGUAUCUAUACGUAUAAGAGAUUGUUGAAUUAUUUAAGCCAAAGCAUAUGGUAUUCAUUUUGUUGUUGUUCUUGUUGUUGUAAACGCUAAAGCCAACCUGCAGAGUUACUGGCCAGUUAAAAAGCCAUCGGGCGAUUGUGCAACGCGUCGGAGGUGAUUUGAGGAAGCUCUCGCUUGCCGGGUCGUGGACUAGAGGCGCUCUCUCUCUCUCUCUCUCGGUCCACGUUCUCCACGUUUGGGCGAUGUGCUGCUCUCCCCGAAAUUUCAAAGCAAAGGUUGAGGGUGCGUCGUACGAUCCGAUAGGUGUGAGUGCGUGUGAGUGCGUGUGAGUGCGUGUGUGCGUGCGAGUGCGUGCGAGUGUGCGUGCGAGUGCGUGUGUGUGAGAGUGUGUGUGCGUGUGAGUGCGUGUGUGUUUGUGGGAAGCGGUGGUGUCGUGGUUUGCGUGCCGGUCUACGAACCACCCGAGUACGAUUCCUGCUCGUGACCAACACCGGUGACGAUUAUCUGAACUGGUCCUGAGCCUUCCCUAGGUCGACUCGGCGUCAAAAUAGUACCUGGUGCGGUGUUUAAACAUCGCCACUGGGGAGACAAAGGCGGCCGGGCAUCACUGAGGCUGAGAACUAUUUUAGAGGACAGGGGGGGGUCCAGCUUUGUCAUUUUUUGUUCUCCGAGCUCCUUUUGAAUAGAAUGAGUAUUUUUAAUCGCAUCGGUGGGGAAACUGGAGAAUUCCGAGACGAACUUAGCACGAGUACGAGACGGUGACACCCACUCGCAGGUCCACACAGAUGGGUUCACAAACCCACUUUCUGUGCUGCCACCUCGCAGCUCGGCGAGUUCCACAAUUCUCUCCGUGAUCCACUAACCCCUUGCUGCCCAUGAGCUGCUUUUCGCAGGUGUGGAGGAGGAGGGGGGUGUUGUAAAAGUUAACCACCUUUUAUCCCCGACAAAGAUAUGGUAUGCGUAUUUAAUUUGUGAAAGCGGUGGUGAAUCUCAAUGUGAUCCCACCGAGCUCAAUAAAGGACUUUUAAACUUGGGGGUGAUAGGUGUUCAAGUAAGUUCCGGCGUUAGGCCUUUGAAUGUCGGUGCAUGCGGAGGAGUCCAGGAAUAUCGUGGCAGGGAUAGGGUGAGCAACUUGGGAGGCUGGGAAUUGAACGUGGCAGGAAAGUGUUUUUUAGUGUAAUUGGGAAGAGGAGGAGGGAUGUAGUGAUGGGUGGGACGCGUGGUGUGCAAGGUGCAGGAGGUGGUGAUGGGUGGGACGAGUGGUGUGCAGGGUGGAGGAGGUGGUGAUGGGUGGGACGAGUGGUGUGCAGGGUGC
Molecule: messenger RNA, 3395 nt
Organism: Lethenteron reissneri (Far Eastern brook lamprey)
Lineage: Eukaryota; Metazoa; Chordata; Hyperoartia; Petromyzontiformes; Petromyzontidae
Gene: PID1
Product: phosphotyrosine interaction domain containing 1
Biological process (GO): negative regulation of D-glucose import across plasma membrane; regulation of mitochondrial membrane potential; regulation of cell population proliferation
Cellular component (GO): cytoplasm
Source: RefSeq, a predicted model, not a curated record